Molecule: messenger RNA, 4030 nt
Organism: Diceros bicornis minor
Lineage: Eukaryota; Metazoa; Chordata; Mammalia; Perissodactyla; Rhinocerotidae
Gene: SMIM46
Product: small integral membrane protein 46
Exons: 1
Coding region: 1640-1792 (50 amino acids)
Source: RefSeq, a predicted model, not a curated record
AGUCCGGCGGUAGGGUGGUCCAGCCCAGUGUUGCGGUUCAGCUCAGAAUGGUGGUGGGUUCAGCUCGGUGAUGGAGUACAUGACAUCCUGGACGAUGGUCCAGUACAGAAUGGGGGUCCAUCCGACUGGGGAGUGGUCCAGCCCAGUGCUGGGGUCCAGCUCAACUGGGGGAUGGUCCAGCCCAGAGCAGGGGAUCCAAGCUAGACUGGAGAAAUCAGCUAGCCCGAAGUAGGGGUCCCAGUCCAGGCUGGGCAUCCCUGUCCAGAAUUCCCAGGACAACCAGAUUUUGCGGGGCAGAGGGCCUGAGAUUGUUGUCUGAGGGGUCUGGUGCUGGGCCCCUGCCUCCUGCUGUGGCCUUGACUUUUUUGUGUGUGUGAGGAAGAUCAGCCCUGAGCUAACAUCCAUGCUAAUCCUUCUCUUUUUUGCUGAGGAAGACCGGCUCUGAGCUAACAUCUAUUGCCAAUCCUCCUCCUUUUUUUCCCCCCAAAGCCCCCGUAGAUAGUUGUAUGUCAUAGUUGCACAUCCUUCUAGUUGCUGUAUGUGGGACGCGGCCUCAGCAUGGCCGGAGAAGCGGUGCGUCGGUGCGCGCCCAGGACCUGAACCCCGGGCUGCCAGUAGCGGAGCGCGCGCACUUAACCGCUAAGCCACGGGGCCGGCCCAGUGGCCUUGGCUUUUUGAGGGGUUUCUGGGGUUCUCUCUGUGAGCCCAACUCGAAUCCUGACCAAGGUGGAGGCUGCCCCCCCCACCCCCCUGUGGGAGACAUGGGCGCAGGCUCCACAAGCAGCAGCCGACUGGGUUUCCCUUCCUUGUCACUUCCUGUUGUCAGCAGGGGCCACAGGUGCCAGGCACUCUGUGAGAAGCUGCCACUGACCCUCCACUUCUUUUGGGAUCUGGAAAGAAGGAGGAAGAUGGUCAAAGCUGCCUCCCCUCCCCCACCCCUGGGUUUAGCCUCGUUUCCGGUUUGGACUUCCAUGGCCGAGAGCAGAGCCAAGCACAGGGCAAGGUUGACAGAGGCCAAGGACAUCUCUGGAUACUGUUCCCCUCUCCACCCCCGCACGGGAGCAAGACAAAGCCAGAUGUGCCCAUUUCUCUCUCGGGGUAGCAGGAUUGGGGGGCUCCAGGUUCAGAGAGGACUCGGGGGAGGAGAUAGGUCGGCUCUUGCCCUCCGUGCCUUUCUCUCCAGCUGCUCUUUCAGCUAAUUAACGGAGCUCUGGGGCCUCCUUAGCCCCCAGGCAGCCCCUGGCUGCUGUCUGGGCCUGAGCCUUAACCCCUUCUCCUCUGCCCAGCGGGCACUGCCCUGGGCACGCAAGGCUUCCAGCACCCCUUGAGGAAGGCAGCGCCUGGCAUCCCCGGAGCAGUGAAGUCCGUGGAACGGGAAGUUAGCUUUAGCACCCCACCCCCAGGGCAGGUAGGCCAGCCAGGAGGGAUACCUUCAGAGAAUUCUUCCCACCACCUCCUGCCAAGGAGGGCCUCUGCAAACCUUGGCCAGCCAGGAGCAGGUACCUUUAAAGGCUUCCCUGGCAACCAGCUCCUCCUCCCCGUCCCCUGAGGCCCUCCCAGGAAGCCAGCUCAGAGGCUCUGCGUAUGCCUGGUUCCCCUGUAAAGGGAAGAUUCGAGGGAGAGCCCAGGGCGGCCUGGGAUGGAUCUGGGGUCAGGCAGUGACCGGGGUGGGGAGUCGGAGACCACCUUCCAGCUGUGGCUGCAGCUGCUCCUCUGGGCCCACCUGACUAUCCGUUUCCUGGGCUACCUGCGCCACGCCCUCUGGGCACCUAAGCCACAGCCAGCACCCUGAGCCUCCCUGGCCAGAGGCAGAUGGGCCCCAGAUCACCCGAUCCCACUCCAGCCCCCACUGUACCCUCUGCCGGAAGAGGCAGGCAGCAGAGGUGAGUAUGGGGGCUCCUGGCUGGGGUUCCCCCAUCAUCAUCCCCUUUAUCUGCCCACUCCUCCUGGCACUACCCUGCCCACCCCCGUGCCCCAUCCUCAAAUCUGGCAAGCCGAUGGCACAGAGAGGACGCAGCCUGGGCCCUUCUGCACUUUGAGAGGCCAGAGAAGGACUGUGCUAGGUCCAGGGCCUGCCGUGGAUCCUCUAGAGGCGCAGGCCCACCGCGUCAGGGAGAAGCAGGACGUGGCGGUUCUCAGGGACCCCCGAGAGCAAAAGGGGAGGCAGGCCUGGGCAUUCUGGGUUCCUCCCAAGCCCGCUCCUCUCUGCCUUGUUGGGUGGCUGAAGGUGGAGUCCGGGGGCACCCUCGCCCCUGCCUUCAUCCAGAGCUCAGUGUGGAUGUUUGGAGGCCCCAGGAAGGUGCUGUGCGUCAGCCCAGAUUCUGCCAGCGAAGGCACUGGAUGUGGUGCUGCUGCAGGCUCAGAGCGGCCUCAGGCCCUUGGUGGCCCAGCCAGGCACCAGCCUUGACGACCCCCUCUCUGCCCAGUCCCUCUCUGUAGGGCUUUCCUGGCCAACGGUCUCCUCCAUCUGCCGCUCUUGUACCCCUACAGGAGGCUCUGCUCCCCGAUCGCUCAGGGAGAGCCUUGGGGAUGAGAGGGGAGUGGUACCCACGAGGCCGUGUGGGAUUCCUGGCGCCGCGUACGGGUGGGACAGGCAGGUGACAGGCAAGACCAAAGUACAGUGUGCAGGACUCCUCAGGGUGGCACUGUCCCAGGGACAUCAGGGGUUGAGGACAGCUCUGUCUGUUGGCCACCCUGGUGCACUGCGACUGGUCGGGAGCGAAGCAGUUAAUCUCGUGGGCGGUGGAGUCCGCAAACCACCUCGGGCCUGGUCAGUCUUCUCAUCUGUACGCUGGGGGUGACAGCGGCCCCCGCCCAUCGGGGAGGAGGGAAGCCUAGAGAGCGUUGGGCACAGGCCAGGCACACAGGGAGGGUCCCUGAACAGCGGUGGGCCUGGCCGGGGGGGGUGGGUACGAGGACAGGGCUGUCAUGUAAGAAUCUGUCAGGCUGCACGUUGAAGGUCUGAGCACUCGGCACAUCUCUGUCUUUUAUCCCUCAAUUUAAAAAAGCACUUAAAAGCAGAAAUAAGAGCUGAUAUUUCUCUGGCGCUCACCCCCUGCCGCCCACUGCCCAGUCCCCUUUGCCAAACCUGACUAUUCAGUGCUCACCAGCACCUGCCCGGUCCUUACUGUUAUCGUCCCCAUUUGACAGAUGGGAAGACUGAGGCCCAGAGAGGCAAAAUCAGUCGCCUAAGGUCGCACGGCUCGUCAGGGACCAGGCUGGGUCUGAACCUGGUCACAUCCCAGAGCGCUGGCCCUGGACUGCGCUGCUGGGCUGCCUCUCGGCCUUGGCAAAAAUGCCUGUUUUCGAGCCUCCAUUUCCUAGGGUGUGAAAUGGGGAGAAUGGGUAAAAGGAAAGUUGGUGAGCUAACCAAAUGCGAUACUGGAGACAGAGCCGCGGGCCCCGGGCCGCCGGGAAGUGCUCAGUGCUAGCGGGAUGGUGAUGUUCGCAUUUGGGUGCUGAGGGGCCCGUGGGGGCGGGCAUUGGGUGAGGCUUUCCUUGAACCAGCUCUGGAGCAGGGCCCCUCCAUUGGCAGAGGCGGGAACGGGGGCAGCUGGGGGCCAAGGUGACAGCUGAGCCCCCCAUGGGCGCCUGCUACCCAAGCCCCAGAGGCCUCCACCCCGGGCGGCCUCCCCCGAGAAGGGGCCGGAAGAGCAGCCAAGUCCGAGACUAUAAAUAUCUCGGCUGGCGUCGUCCCUGGUCCUGGAAUGUUGGUCAGAACUGGGGCGAGGGGGUGUGGCCUGGCCUGGGCACCACUCUCUGGCCCCCUGAGAGUGACCCCCGAGUCGCCCUGCACCCCAUUUUGGACGGAGUUGAGGCUGGAUCCCAUCUCUCGGUAGUAAAGGCAGCCCAGGCCUCAGCCCAGAGCAGAGCCCCCCAGGCUGCCCUCAGGCUCAGCCAGGGUACCUCAAGGCCCCAGGAAAAGGUUGGUCUCUGGGGUGAGACAACUGUACCCCACUUUCCACAGAUGGGUAUCGCCCCAGGAGCAGCCUGGGCCCGCCCUGACCAGAUGGGUCUCCAUCUAACUCUC